This is a messenger RNA of Formica exsecta, 6176 nucleotides long. RefSeq lists its product as uncharacterized. Gene Ontology annotation, molecular function: protein-folding chaperone binding. The record is from RefSeq and is a predicted model, not a curated record. Bases 90 to 3704 code for a protein of 1204 amino acids. NCBI's taxonomy places the organism in Eukaryota, Metazoa, Arthropoda, Insecta, Hymenoptera, Formicidae. The transcript is spliced from 13 exons.
UUUGCCUCACAGAUUCAUAUGAUUAUGGCAUUUGGUGAUGGUAAUUUAUUAUUUCUUUAUCUAACACUUCUUUCUUAAAAUCGUUAUUUAUGUUUCGCUACAUUGAACUAGAUGCAGCUUUGAUUGUGACAAAGGACAGAAUGGUAUACGGCCUGGGUAAUAAUUGCAACAGUCGAUUGGGAAUUGGUGAUGUUGCUAACACUCUCCGACCCAUAAAAGUGGAAGCUCUGUGUGGAAAAAAUAUAAAGACCUUCUGCUGUAAUAAUUGUAUGACAUGUAUCUUUGCGCUUACUGAGGAAGGAGAGGUAUAUUCAUGGGGUUUUAAUGGAGGUCAUGGAUUGGGACAAGGAUUAGAUGAACCUGGGAUAGUGCGCACUCCCACUCGAGUGGUCACAUUAAGCGAGGAACGUAUUGUAGACAUUGCAUGUAGCAAUGAUCAUUCCCUCGCUUUGACUGAGACUGGAAAAAUGUAUACUUGGGGGAAUAAUAAAUAUUCGGCAACAUUCUGUAAUGGGCUCGUCAAGGAUUUACCAUGGCAGGUAAAAUACGAAGAGAAGAUUGUCCGUAUCGCUUGCGGUUUAUUUUUUAAUGUGGCAAUUACAGAUAGUGGUAAAAUCUGUAGUUGGGGCAUAAAUGAUCAUGGCCAGUUAGGGAUAGACAAAUGCCAGAAAGAGACAAAUCCAGGUAUAAUGGUUUCACCGAAAGAUAUCACAAUAGUUAAAAUAGUCUGUGGAUCCGCACACACAUUGGCACUCACUAGAAGCGGAACGAUCUAUUCGUGGGGUAGAAACAAUGUGGGACAACUAGGACGUGGCAGAAAAACGGAAAAGGAAGUGAUGUCUACCUUGGUAUCAUCAUUUUCCUAUUUGAAGGUAUCUGGAAUGGGAAAAGUGUUGGACAUUGCUGCUCGGCACAACGGAAGUUUAGCUGUCGAUGAAAAUAGACGUGUCUAUAUAUGGGGUCAAUGCUUUAAUGAGGAAAUUACAAUCCCAACUGUCACCACUUUUUCGAACAUGUAUGAUGUAUUCUCAUAUAAUAUACCAUAUAUCAUCCACAAACCGCUAAGUAAUCCUACUCAAGAAAAAUCAAAUAUAUUGGAGUGCCUAGGAAAAGUGUUUGAUGAUCAGUCGACGAGCGAUUUUACGAUAAAAGUCCAAGGAAAACCUAUCCAUGUUCAUAAAGCUAUUUUAAAUAUUCGUUGUCAACAUUUUAAAAACAUGUUUCACUAUAAUUGGUUGGUACAUGGACAAAGCAUCAUUAGCGAUUCUGUUAUACUCGUGCACGAUCUAUUCUCCUAUAAUGUAUAUAAAGCUUUUUUGAGAUACUUAUACACGGGUGUAAUUGAUCUGCCUCUAGAGGAAACGUUAGAUCUCAUAAAAUUAGCCGAUUCAUACGAUGAGAAAAAUCUAAAAAGAGAUUGCAUUCAGACGAUAAAAAAAAGAAUUACUCUAGCAAAUGUAGUUUCCUUUUACUAUAAGGCGAUUGAAUAUAAGGCAAAGGAGGUGAAGGAAUUCUGCUUCAAGUUUGCACAGGAUCAUAUGAUGGAUGUGGAACAAGCGGAAAAUUUCACUAGAUUGGACGAGAAUAUAGAAUCCGAUGUUAAAACUGAAGCGCGCCUUGUCGUCGUCCCGACGACAAUGUCGUUUUAUUUUCGCGACUCGCCGAGAUUCGCGGACCGACUGCGCGGCAUGCCCGACGACGAGCUGCUGCGGGAGGUCAAGCAGAGGUUCAACGAGGACGACGAGGACGCGUUCUUGGAAUCUGGCAGGCGCACCAGAGGUGACUCCUUCGAUCGGCCUUUCCCGCAUUUUCCGAGAGGUUUCCCGUUCGACGACGAGGCCGACGUCUUUGAUCGUCCGCGAGGCGACAGCAUCCGCGCGCACCUGGACAAUCUCGCGGCGCGCCAUCCCGACCUCGCCGAGCAUUUACGCGGUCCGCCCUGGCCGUUCGGCGGUUCUCUUUUACGCGACCGUCGCCAUCGACGCCGCGGCUCGGGUGGUAGCAGCAACGACGGACAACAUCAGCAACCGAGUCAGCAGCAUCAAGUGGACGAGGACGCGCGUAGCCAAGCGAGCGGUAGCAGUGCCGCGAGUGGAGCGAGCGCCGUCAGCUCGCACAGCGGCGGCGAAGCGGACCUGACGUCGUCAUCCGCGAUACCGCAAUACGGUCUGCGCAACACGGUGGACAUAGGCCAGCAGCAGCGGCGCCGCAAUAUGGAAAUAAGUCCGGAGACGAGCGAGCGCGGUCAGCGUUCGAUGUCGGCGCCGCCGGAAAAUCGGCAGCAACAACAACAACAUGGCCAAGAUCAGCAGCAACAACCGCUACCCAGCCAAGGACAGAGAUUCGUGUCCCGAGUAGACAUCACACCGCAGCACAAUCAACAGCAGCGCGCCCAGUCGCCCAGCAAACCAUCGAGCAACGUUCGGCACAUUCCCAUAUUCGUGGAGGGCCGCGACGAACCUGUGAUGUCGAAGUUUGCGACCGACGAUAUACCGCCGUCCGCGUUGCCUCAUCAUCACCAGCGGCAACCGUCGCCGCCGCACUUUCACAGACCAUCACACUUUAAUGAACACUUUGGCAGACAACAGUGGCCGCCGUCGCAUUUUCAAAACACAUUUUACGAUCCGGACUUUGAGCAACCGCAAAUGCGAAAGCAUCAGCAACAAUAUCAACAAUCCCAUCAGCAGCAGCCGCAAUAUCAGCAACAGCAACCGCAGCACCAUCAACAGCAGCCGCAGCCGCAGCACCAUCAACCACAGCCGCAGCACCAUCAACAGCAGCCACAGCCGCAGCACCAUCAACAGCAGCAGCAGGCUCAACAGCCACAACAUCAGCAGCAACAACAACAGCAAGAAAUACCGAAGCCUAAACCGCCGGUCCCAAAGGAUCCUCUGGAGAAAGUCGCCCAGGUACAGAAAGAAGUGGAUAAUCUAGCAGAGCAGGUGCGACGUUACGUCGGCGGCUCUCGGCAAGACAAGGAGUACAUUUACCUGGAUGAGAUGCUGACGCGCGAACUACUCAAGCUGGAUGACAUCGAGACGGAAGGCCGGGAAAAUGUGCGGCAGGCACGUAAGAACACCAUUAAAAGCAUACAGGACACUAUCAGCUUCCUGGAAACGAAAGCACCAUUCGCCGGCCAGCAGGAGCAACAAUCCGUUAUGCAAGAGGGAGAAGAGUGCUCCGAGGAAAAGGAUCAGCAGGAAAAAAAGAUCUCGCAAGUUCCUGAGGUUAUGGAUGUGGACGUGAAGCAAGACGUGAAGCAGGGCAACGAACCGAUACCUCUUCCGCCGGCGCCGUUAUCACCGACAAAGACGAAAGUAGAAUCUUUGGAAAGUGAAAGCGCAAUGGCUGUCGAAUGUGCGAAUCAGAAUGUUGUUCCUGUUUUCCAGCAGGGCAUCAAGAUUGACGAAAAAAACGAGCAGGAAAUAAAGAAUCGCAUAGCAGAAAAUACAGAGCAGCCUAAUGUUACACUGACGGACGAAACGACGAAGCUCGCGGAGGAGACGAGCGACGGAAAAUAUGGUGACACGAUGACACAAGAUAAGGAUGCGACGCCGAAACAGCAGACAGAGGAAAUGAAGGAGGGAAAGAUGGAAUCGCCGAGGUUGCAGAAGAAAGUGAAAAAGACGAAAAAAAAGGAGCAGCAACCGGUGUCUGAGCAAGCGAUUCCGUUGCCACCACCUUCGACGGAGGGCACAAAAUAAAAGAAGUGUCAUGUAACCGAACGUGGGUAGGACUCGAGAAAAAGAAUUGUUGUAAAAAUGAGAAUGAAGAUCGCGAUGAGAAAGAGAAUUUUGUGCGUCCUGAAAGGACGACGGAAAGAUUUCGAAAGACAUCGAAUAAUCGCAUUGCAAAGUGACUCGACAACUGCAUAAAGGCGUUGAACGCUAGCGCGGCAGCUGUUCUCUCUCUCUCUCUUUUUUUUUUUUUUUUACUUUUUUUCCGAUGCCAAGCUAGAAUCAAACUAGUCGCGUUGCAAGCCGUGCAAUGAACGAAUUCUGCGAGUCGCUCGUCAUUGCCUUAGGAUGAGGCCUUUUCUCUUUUAUAGAACGGAAUAAACGCGAGCGAACGAUGUCGUCCGUAAGUUUGCGCGAAUAGCUGACUUCCUUGCGGAAACGGUCUUCUUGAGAACGGAGUUUUCUAGAAACGGCUGCGUCUAUAUUCCGUUAUAUUUUUUCAAAAAAGAAUCUAUAUAGAAGAAGAAAUCCGCAUACGGAUAUGCGCGCAGCGAACAAAUUUUUCUCUUUCAUCGAGAUGACAGUCUGUCGUUUUUCUAAUUUAUUUACCGUUUGCGGUCUGAUGAUGAGGAAUUACGAGAUGAGAGACGUGUCUAAUUUAUGUGAGAUGAACUCGAAAUCGCGCGCCAAAGUUACACAGUUGUUAUUCUCCCCCGUAUAGUCUAAAAGAAACAAUCAAAAUCCUAGAGCAUGUGACUUCGGGGACAUCUUAUAUAUAGAAAGAGAUACGUAGUUUACUAUAUAAAGAAGCGCGCUAUAUACUCAUCCGUCGAGCAGACCAGAUUGUAUCGUAGACAUUUAUUUGAAAUAAUUUUAACUUACAUGAUCCUACGCGCAAAGAUCGCAGUCCUAUAUAAAUAAAAUAUAUAUAAUAGUUUGCAUAAAAUUUUGGAGCGUAAAAAAGAUUGUAUUUUAGAAAAUAACACGAUGAUAACACGAUUUGAUAUGCAAAAAAUUUCGCGACUUUUUCUAUCCUAUAUAUUCUUCGCGCUUUUCGCAUGUGUACCGAAUGACAGAUUGGUCUGCUCGGUAAGUAUAUACCGGCAUUGUAAUCGGUACAGUAUUACGUGAAAUGUACACGUAACGACGAUGAUAAGUUAAUACUGAUUUCUUAUUGCACGCCUAUUAAUGAUUAAUAGGAUGCCUAUUAUUAAUUUAUUGUAUGUCUGUCUACGAGAUAAUUUCUUGGUUGCGAGUUGUAUGUUUGUUGUUCACGUUAAUAAUUGACCGCAUAUCGCACGCACGUUUAACGUGUCAUCGCCGCAACACGAAGUAUGUAAUAUAUACAUAUGUACACACUUUACAGUCGCGUGAACGUUCGUGAUGAUGUCCAUCGUUUCUUUCUUUCCAGGAUUGUACAGGACAGAGUUUCACGCAACAUGUUUCAUUUAAGAUAAUUGUAUCAUACAUAUUAUUUUUUAAGAAAUUCAAAUUUUAACCAGAGAGUAAUUAAAAUCAUAUCUGCGUAAUUGGAAAAAAGAUAUAUUAACCGUUUCAAAGAUAUUCGAGAUAUUUAUAGUUGCAGUUUCUUAAAUUUUUAAGAAAUUAAUUUAACGAGAUGUAUGUAAACAGUUUUUGAAUCUUGAAUGAUUGAAAACAUAGAAUUAAUUUUAAUUUGAAAUUUUCUUAUCAGAUCAAAAUAUUGAAAAUUAUGAAGCGACUAGAUGAAAAUAACGUUUUGACCAUUAUCAUGUCUUCGCUUAAGAAAAUUCGGCUUUGAUCUUCGCGAAGAGUCCAUACGCGAAGCUCGCCGCGCGAAUAUUCAGUGGUCCAGAUUUAGCGUUCGUUUGGAAUUCUCAAAGCGUCAGAUGCGCGAUGCUUGAGAAAAAUCGACUCGAAAUAUCAGAGAUUCAAACCUCGUGUAUUUGAAGGCCUAUAUUUAUAUAAAUAUUCUAGAGUCUUAUAUAAAAAAGAAGUAUCUUACGGAGUGUCGCGUAGAAAACGGACGUGUAUCAUUCUUAAAGAUUCUCUCAAAACCUGAUCACUAUUCGAUUUUUUACUGAAUCAGUUGAUAUUUAUUUCUAAAAAAUAGCUAAAUUAAUCAGAAAUACCGUCAUAAUUAGACUAUAAACGUAAAUAUAUUAAUAUUUUAUACAUAAAUAUAUUACGUAUAGAAUGCUUAUGAUUAUAAUAUUUAGCCGCCGUUUUCGGCCAAAAUCAGAGCAGGGUCCAGACUCUAACACGAGAAUCUCUUUCAGUUUCUCGUUCGUGAUGAUGACUUUCAUUUACCUCCGUCUUCUGUUCUCUCCCUUGCAUCUGCACGGACCCUACUUUUCAGGUUGCUGGAAAUUUUAUAUAUUUUUCUGAUAUGUGAGUUGUGUGUGUGAGAGAAAGAAUAAGCGCACGUGACGAAAGAUAUACAUAUACGGCGAAAAUGUGUGACUAUUUUGUGGGAUUAAUCAGAAAAAAAAGAAAAUACAAAGUCUGCUCUGUAUUAUU